UGGGUUGAGCCUGCAUCCGACUCGAACGAAAUGGCACCGUCACCCACAAAGCGUAAGGAGGAGGAAAAGUCAAAGGACAGGGGAAAAGAGAAGACUGCCACUAAGGAAGGGGGGGACAAGGAGAGAGGCAGGGAGAAGGGCCACAAACGACGCAGUGCAUCCACUGGGAGCAGCAGCAGCUCCAGCAGCAGCUCUGGCUCCAGCUCUGGUUCCUCCAGCGGCUCUAGUUCCUCUGGCACCAGCCGCUCUGGGUCUUCCGGUCCAGCUCCUCCAGCUCAUCUAGUUCCUCUUGGGUCACCCGACCCCGGCCGCCGCCGCCGCCACGACAACCGUCGCCGCUCCCGCUCCGC
Messenger RNA from Oncorhynchus kisutch (coho salmon), 350 nucleotides. Its product is annotated as RNA-binding protein with serine-rich domain 1-B-like. The annotation marks the transcript as partial. The transcript has 3 exons. The record is from RefSeq and is a predicted model, not a curated record. Lineage: Eukaryota; Metazoa; Chordata; Actinopteri; Salmoniformes; Salmonidae.